CAAACACCGGAGAAGUAAAUACGACCCAUAACCGGAUAAAUAUAAGAGCAGUGUAGCUUUUCUUUUCCAUAUUUAUUUUCACCUACACCUACCAUUAUGUCUGAUGAAGAAGAGGACUAUAUGUCUGAUGCAUUUUUAAGCAAAAUUCAAGAUGUGAAACCAGGUGUCAGCAUGGUGAGGCGGGAAAAGGAAGCAAUGAAAAAGGAGUUAAAGCAAAAGGAGAAGAACAUUAAGAACCGUCAGAAGACCUACAAGGAGCAGGAGAGGGAAAGCAGAGAAACAGCUUUGCAGAGCUCCAUUACUAACGAGAACAGGGGAUUUGCACUUCUACAGAAAAUGGGUUAUAAAGCCGGUCAAGGCCUUGGGAAGGCAGGUGUGGGGAGGGUUGAUCCAAUUCCACUUAAUAUCAAAACUGACAGAGGGGGCAUUGGUAUGGAAGAGGCGAAGAAAAGAAAAGCUGAGGAGGAACUUGAACACUAUCGACGGAAAGUACGAGCCAAACAACAGAAUGAGACCAAAUCUCUGGAAGAUUUUAGGUCAAGAGUAAGGACAGAACGAGAGGAGAGAAAGAUUGAGGGAGACCUCAGGAGGAGUCAGCGAUCUUGUGAACAGCUUGACAGUCAGAAGGGCAUAACUAUCCCUAGAGAAGACUGGUACUGGCCCAAAGCAGACGGUGAUAACGAGGAAGAUGAUCUCAAAGAGGAGGAGGAGGAGGAAGAGGAGGAAGAGGACAAAGAAGAGGAGAUUGUUGAACUAACUUCUUUUGAUAAACUGCAAAUUCUCACGUCCUAUUUGAGAGGAGUCCAUUUUUACUGCAUAUGGUGUGGGACGACUUAUAACGAUGAAGAGGACUUGUGCUCAAACUGUCCCGGAGAUACAGCAGCAGACCAUGACUGAACCUAAUAAAAAAAAUAAAAUAAUAAUGUGCUGUAGUUCCCAGUGAAAAAGCAGAUACAAUUGUUAGAUAGUGGGGGUAUUGCAUGUGUGAGUGAAACAUAAAAACAAGGCAUUUAUGUAUUUCAUUUAACUUAUAAUCCUAUAAACAGACUUUGUAAAAAAAAAAAAAAACAGUUCAUCAUUAUUUAUCGUUCUGUCGGACUCUGCUGUCCAUUUUCAGAAGGAUGUUGCUGUUUAUAUUUGUGAGGGGAUAACAAGUAAAAUCUGAUAUCGUUCUUAACAAAUUGAAAUGUGAUACAUUUUGAUGCUUAUAUUUUGAAAAUAUUUACAACCAUCUUGCUGUUUCAAGAAAAACUGCAUCCUAGCAUUUUCAUUAAAGAUUUUUUUUAGAAAACA
Messenger RNA from Mugil cephalus (flathead mullet), 1293 nucleotides. It is a transcript of the gene gpatch11, whose product is annotated as G patch domain containing 11. The transcript is spliced from 8 exons. The record is from RefSeq and is a predicted model, not a curated record. The coding region runs from base 97 to 897 and encodes 266 amino acids. Gene Ontology annotation, molecular function: nucleic acid binding. Gene Ontology annotation, cellular component: kinetochore. Lineage: Eukaryota; Metazoa; Chordata; Actinopteri; Mugiliformes; Mugilidae.